This is a messenger RNA of Acanthosepion pharaonis, 780 nucleotides long. The record is from the annotation of a GenBank genome assembly. Lineage: Eukaryota; Metazoa; Mollusca; Cephalopoda; Sepiida; Sepiidae.
AUGUAUUUAAUAUCACGGAGCAUUUUUUCUUCUUUCUCGCUUGAUAAUAUGUUCAUUUUUUUCUUUUUUUUUUCUUUCCUCGUUAUUGUCUUUUUCUUUCAUACCAUCUUGUAUUUUUUCAUUCUUCCUUAUAUUUAUGCCAUUUCUUCUUAUUCUAACACAAGGUUUUUUUCUUUCUCUUCUAAAUUCAUUCUUUUCCCCUUUUUAUUCAUUUGCUUGUUUUCCUGUCUUUCGUAUGUUGCUCAUUUUUCUCUAUUUUCUAUUUAUCAUCCUAGAUUUUUCUUUCAUACAUUCCAUUUUCACCUUUAUUUGUUCUUUUUCACUUUCCUUCGUUUUCAUCUUCUCCAUUUUUACUUCUACACAAAUUCCUUCUUGCAAACUCCUCCUCCUCCUCCUUCUUCUUCUCUUGAGCUACUGACUACUACUUUUUUCUUCUCCUUCUUGUCUUCUGCUUUCUUCAUUUGCUUUUCCUACCUUAUUCCCCCUUUCUACUUUCUUCUUUUCUUUCUUGUCUUUUUCAUUUUCUUUUCGUACCUUCUCCUUCUUUUUCUUCUUCUUCUUCUUCGUCGUCGUCGUCGUCGUCGCUUCGCCUACUUGUUUCCACUUCUUCCUUUAUUUUAUUUACUUAAUGAUUUCUUCUUAACUCCCACUGCCUUCUUCUUCUUCUUCUUCUUCUUCUUCUUCUUCUUCUUCUUCUUCUUCUUCUUCUUCUUCUUCUUCUAUCAUUCUCUUUACCCUCUCUUUUUUUCUUUGUCAUUGUUGAUUCUUUCUUUCACGUAA